This is a messenger RNA of Prunus armeniaca (apricot), 228 nucleotides long. Lineage: Eukaryota; Viridiplantae; Streptophyta; Magnoliopsida; Rosales; Rosaceae. The record is from the annotation of a GenBank genome assembly.
AUGUUUGCUUAUGCUUUCAACGAGCUCCAAGUCCCUGCUCACUUGCUAGACCGAAGCAUCACACCCAUUGUGAGCUUCUUUGGUGAUGUUGUCCAGCCUAUUGGCAUCAUCCAUCUCUCUAUCUCUAUUGGUUCAGCACCCCAACGGGCGAUAGUCACUACUCCCUUCCUUAUCGUCGACUGCCCCACAGCUUACAAUGUCAUCCUUAGGCGCCUAGCCUUGGCAUAG